UUGCUGGAUUCCAAAUUCCCACCUAUAGUCCAACAUUAUGGUGCUUGUGUUUUAUAUGAAACUAUAAAUGAUAGUUGGGAAUACUGUAGCUCGAAACAGGAAAUUGUUCAAAGACUUAAAAAUAUAUUAAUAGAGAAGCUUACCAUGGGUGCGCAUAUGCAGAAUCAGUCGAUUACCAAUAAAUUAUCUUCUUCAUUAGCGUCAUUUAUAUUGUAUUGCAUACCGGAUAUAUGGCCUGAUCCUUUCGGUGAUAUCGCUACUCUUUGGUCGGGACAACCUGAAUUGCUUUUAAGAGUCCUUACCGAAAUUGCUGCUGAAUUUCAUCGAGUUCGACUGCCAUUACGACAGCGUGGAGUCGUUAAAUCGAUUCUGAAGCAAACCAUACCCAAUCUGAUAAAAAUAAUCGAAAUUGUUUUAAAUGGAGAAAAUAUUCCUCCUUCGUUAAAGAAUGCGGCAGUUGAAUGUGCUGAACAAUGGUUGAAAUUACCUGGGAAUGAUCUUGCUGAAUGGCAUUCACAUCUUCACCUCAUCCUUUUAAAUAUAGCUGAUGAUUGGUAUUGUUUAUUUUUUCGUUCUUUGUUCUGUUUUUAUUUCCUUCAAGAUUUUUUAAUUACUUAA
This is a messenger RNA of Dracunculus medinensis (Guinea worm), 618 nucleotides long. NCBI's taxonomy places the organism in Eukaryota, Metazoa, Nematoda, Chromadorea, Rhabditida, Dracunculidae. The record is from the annotation of a GenBank genome assembly.